AUGGAAGAAUUUGAAAGAGCUAGUGGAUUUCCUAAAGUUAUAGAAAAAUGGCAACUUGUGCAGCGUACCGUCCAGCAUUUUUGGAAACGGUGGGCGGCUGAAUACAUCGCCAAUUUACAAAACCGAACGAAAUGGAAAGGAAAACAACCCAAUCUACAAAUGAACGACUUAGUUUUGAUACGAGACGACAAUGCACCCCCAUUGAAAUGGAAAUUAGGACGAGUGAUCGAGCUACAUCCCGGACACGACGGUUUCAUCCGAGUGGUCACGAUCCGUACAGGAAACGGGAUCUACAAACGAUCUGUAGUCAAACUAUGCAAAUUACCCGUCAACGAGGAUGAAGUCAAGCUGCCUACGGUCAAGCUUCCGAUAUUCGACGGAAGGACAGAAGAGUGGAAACGAUUUUACGAGACGUUUCAAUCCCUGAUACAUGCCAACGAGGUCAUUCCAAACAUACAGAAGUUCCAAUAUCUGGUCACAUCAUUAAGUGGCAACGCAGCCAAAAUCAUCGAGUCAAUCGAGUUGACAGACGCAAACUACUCAGUGGCAUGGGAAUUGCUGAAGAAGAGAUUCGAUGAUCCCAGAGCAAUAAAGAAGAAACACAUACAGUGCCUGUUCGCGAUGCCUAAAAUCGAGAAAGAAUCAGCCCUCGCAAUCCGGAGUUUAGUGGAUUACACACAGAAACAUCUGCGAGUAUUGAAAUCAAUGCAGAUGCCAACCGAUGCAUGGGGCGAGCUGAUAAUACACAUGAUGGAGUCAAAACUAGAUACGAAGACGUUACGAGCAUGGGAGCAAAGCGGGAAGGCAAACGACGCAUCGUUUGACAAGUUAACGGACUUCUUGGAGGAAAGAUCUCAAAUGCUUGAACGAUUAGAAGCUCGAAGCAAGGAGAAGCCCUCUGCGCACAAAAAGGAAGAUGACAAGACGAAAUCAAAGACUCACAGCAAGGAUGGAGCAAUCGCGUUAGCCAACUCAACGGACAGCGGAAAAUGCUACUUGUGUCAUGGCGAGCAUUGUCUAUAUCAAUGUGGGAAAUUUCUGUCCUACCCCAUUGACGAACGCAUCAAAGAAGCGCGACGACUUAAACUUUGCAUGAAUUGUCUACGUAACGAUCAUUUCGUUAAAACAUGCAAAAUGGGUUCGUGCAGAAAAUGUGCUGGAAGACACAACACACUGUGCCAUCGAGAUACGACGAACGAAAAGAAGAAUGACGAUGAGAACAAAAAACAAGAGUCCAAAGACGCAGACCCGAAAGCGAGCAGCAGCGUUGCAGUACAUCACGCAGUCAACAUGGAGAAGAAGCACGUGCUACUGGCCACAGCGAUAGUCAAUGCGGUACAUCGGAAUGGAUCCGUGGUACCAAUUCGUAUCCUUUUAGAUGGCGCAAGCGAAGUUCAUUUCAUUACGCACGCCGCGUGCAACAAGUUAGGCGUGAAACGCAAUCGAGAGUCCGAAAUUGUAACCGGAAUUAGUGAAAUAGAGAGUAGCGUAACGCAAUGCUGUAACGUUGUACUAAAAUCAAGAUUCUCCAGUGCGUGCGCUAACAUUCGCGGACUCGUUGUACCUAAAAUCACUAAAAGCUUACCAUGUUCCGACAUCGAUUACAACGCGUUGAACAUUCCGAAGAAUCUUAAAUUAGCCGAUCCGGAAUUUUAUAAAAAGGGACCGAUAGAUCUUCUUGUCGGGGCCGAGUAUUUCUAUGAUUGGAUAUUAACAGGUAAAAUCGAAUGCGGUAAUGACCGUCCAAUAUUGCAAAACACGGAGCUUGGGUGGGUAGCGGCCGGGCGAAUCGCGAGCGAACUCAUAGUGAAUUCCCCGUACAGUCGCAACACAGUAUCCGCUAUGGCAUGCACGUCAGAACAAUGCGAAAAUCUCAGCAAAGACCUAAACAAAUUCUGGGAAAUGGAAAGCUAUCAGCUCGAUGAAACGCGCCCUUCGAUGGAGGCACAAGAAUGCGAGAAAUUCUUUGAGAAUACUACCACGCGAAAUGAGGAUGGUAAAUUCAUAGUGCGGUUACCGUUCUCCGACGAUCCCAAAGCAUUAGGCGAAUCUCGAGAAAUUGCAAUUAAACGACUAUUACAGUUAGAACGACGGUUCGAACGAGAUAAGAAAUUACACGAAAGUUACACAGCAUUUAUGCAGGAUUACUUGAAUUCCGGACACAUGUCAUUGGUCAAAGAGACUGAGAAUAAAACCGACCAUGCAAUAGUUUAUCUACCACAUCACAGCGUAAUCAAGGAAUCAAGCUCAAGUACAAAAUUGCGCACGGUCUUCAAUGCGUCGAGUAAGACUAGCUCAGGGAAAUCGCUCAAUGACAUUCUAAUGACAGGACCCGCGAUUCAAGGUAAUCUAACCGAUAUUCUUUUGCGAUAUCGCAUGUACAAGGUAGCGCUAACCGGUGACAUUAAACAAAUGUAUCGGCAAAUAAUCGUGCAUGAAAAUGAUCGAGAUUGUCAGCGAAUAUUGUGGAGAUUUUCGACGAGUGAACCGAUUCAGGAAUUCAGACUCAAUACCGUCACGUAUGGCGAAACCAGCUCGGCGUACCUAGCGUUGAGAUGCAUACGCGUACUCGCGAAAGAGUCAGAACACGAAUUUCCGUUAGUAUCACGAAUGUUAUCGGAGCAAACUUACGUCGACGAUAUUUUAGCAGGCGCGGAUAGUCCCGACGAAGCCGCGUUAUUACAGGAACAGAUUACCACAACACUCAAGACAGGCGGAUUCGAGACGCACAAAUGGUGUUCCAACAACAAAGAGGUUCUAGCCAAGAUACCACACAAGUCGAGGGAAGAGAAGCACCGUCACAUGGACACAAGCGAAACGAUCAAGACAUUGGGGCUCAUAUGGAACCCAGACAACGACCAAUUCCAAUUUCAUUCAGACAAAAAAAUUUUAAUUUUUGUCAGUCUUCAGCAAGAAUUUCAAUUGAAAGAGCAAUUGGGCUGUGGAAAGUACGCUGGAGAAGCAUUCUUGAUUGUUUGGCCAUGGUCACCAUAG
This is a messenger RNA of Trachymyrmex cornetzi, 2994 nucleotides long. RefSeq lists its product as uncharacterized. The record is from RefSeq and is a predicted model, not a curated record. NCBI's taxonomy places the organism in Eukaryota, Metazoa, Arthropoda, Insecta, Hymenoptera, Formicidae. The transcript is spliced from 3 exons. Bases 1 to 2994 code for a protein of 997 amino acids.